Messenger RNA from Cryptomeria japonica (Japanese cedar), 1677 nucleotides. Its product is annotated as UDP-glycosyltransferase 91C1. Gene Ontology annotation, molecular function: UDP-glycosyltransferase activity. NCBI's taxonomy places the organism in Eukaryota, Viridiplantae, Streptophyta, Pinopsida, Cupressales, Cupressaceae. Bases 170 to 1150 code for a protein of 326 amino acids. The record is from RefSeq and is a predicted model, not a curated record. The transcript is spliced from 2 exons.
AAUACUGGCAAUUAUUGUUCUAUGAGAUGAGCUCUACAACGAAUGUUCACCUUAUAUUAUAAUUUAUUGGGAUAAGCUCUCCAUUAUUGUUCUAUAAGAUGAGCUCUAGAACGAAUGUCCUCCAUAUAUUAUAAUUUAUUACGAUAAGCUCUUCUUCAACGCAUCAACAAUGGCGGAGGAAAAGCAGAGAGAGCUUCGUGUGGUCAUGAUUCCGUGGCUUGCCCACGGUCACAUAACGCCCUUCGUUGAGCUUGCCAAAAGCCUGGCCAGUAAUGGUCUUAAAAUCUUCUUCGUCUCAACCCCGCUGAAUAUUAGACGAAUUAAGCCGCAAAUAUGCGACGCACCGGGGAUAGAGCUGGUGGAAUUGGCGAUGCCCUCCGUGGAAGGGCUGCCACCAGGUGUAGAAUCCACCGCAGAUGCUGCCAAGACAGGAGAAGCUCCACUCCUAAUACCUCUACUGAGAGCCGCCAUGGACCUUUUGGAGAAGCCCUUCGAAGCGCUGUUACAACAGCUGUCUCCAAACGUGGUUUUCCACGAUUUUGCACAACACUGGGUUCCUCGUGUGGCCAAUCCCAUUCCCGCCAUUUUCUUCUUCAUAAUGAGUAUAACCAGCUUCAGCUUUGGGGUAGGGCAGCUGGAGAUAUUACCUAGAAACCCAACUGCCCAGGAUCUGAUCGUCUCGCCACCCGGAUUCCCUUCACAGAUUAUUCAGCGCCGGUUAUUUGAAGCUGAGAGGUUCCUGAACCUAUAUCAGGAGCUCGCAGAUGGGCUUAGCAUUUCUGACCGCACCAAAAUCUGCUUAAGGGAGAGUUGGGCGAUCGCAUUCAAUACGUGUUUGGAGUUGGAAGGGGUGUACGUGGAGUAUUUGCAGAGGCUCAUGAAGCAGCCAGUUAUCCCUGUUGGAUUACUCAUGCCUAAACUCCCCUCACUCCCCGCUGAUGAUAUUUGCUUGAAGUGGCUCGACAGGCAGCCAGCUGCUUCAGUGGUGGUCUUGUCUUUUGGCAGCGAGUACGUUCUAACCCACCAAGAUCUCACCGCAAUUGCAAUGGGUCUGCUGGAGAGCAGCGUGUCUUUCCUCUGGGUUCUGCCUGCCGGAAACGAUUUGCUGCAAGGCUUCCAAGAUCAGAUCGGGGAGCGGAGCAAUUGGUGAGAUAAAUGAUGAAGAGGGGGUUCUGUUUUCAUGGCCCCAUCCUUUGUUUCGUCCACGGCAGUGGUUUCUGGGUGGAGGAUCACUUUCCUUUCUGGUUUGCCUAUGCCCUAGUGGAUCAGUUGGGGCCAGUUCUUCUGUUUUUGGCCUAUGUUUAGGGGCCUUUUGGUGCAUGGCCCAUUGUGUGGCCAUUGUUUCAAGGGAUUCUUGUGGGUUGCAUCCAUGCUUUUUGGGUGUGUUUCGAGUCUCCUGGGGUUGUGAUGCCUUGCUCUUGCGAUGGCAGUGGUGCUUUUCUGGUUUUUGCAUUCUCCUCGCUAUUGCUAUGAUAGGUUUGUGGGUUCCCCUGUCUGUAGUAGAUUGGGGUUGUUCAUUUUUGUUGGGAGCUUUUCUUGUUUGGUUUUUUGGGAAGAAGGGCUCUUUGGAUAGUUGCAGUUGCGGUGGUUUGUUUGGAUGGGAAGAUGUUGCCAUUGGAAUUUCCUCCACAUUCUUCUUGUCCAUGGUUUUAUAUACGAGUGAUAGUUUUCUUAAUA